Molecule: messenger RNA, 3084 nt
Organism: Symbiodinium sp. CCMP2456
Lineage: Eukaryota; Dinophyceae; Suessiales; Symbiodiniaceae
Source: the annotation of a GenBank genome assembly
AUGUCGAACCGCAGCAACAUGAGCGAGAUGGAGGAGGAGGAAGACGAAUUGUGGGAGUCGAACUACAGCAACUACAGCAUGGAGAAUGUGACAAUGAUGAAUAUGACGGGACAUAUGGAUAUGGGAAUGAACAUGUCCGAGACCAACAUGUCUGAGCCAAUCACGCCAAACAUGUCCGAGCCAAGCAUGACGGAGAUGAACAUGAGCAUGGCUGGGAUGAAUGCAACUGAUUCGAACAUGUCUGAAAUGCACCAGCCAGAGAUGAACGAGACUUCGAUGAACGAGUCAGAUGUGGGCGGAUAUGCUGCAGACAUGAACGACACGGACACGGAUGAGAACGACACCGAUGUGAACGAUUCAGAGAUGAACGAAACCGACAUGGCCGAAUGGGAAAACAGCUCCUACGGAAAUGGCUCCAACGACAGCCAGGUUUCGAGCUCGACGUCAGAGGGUGGAAACGAUGUCGUGGCUUCCGCAGAGAAGAGUCUUGGAUGCUCCGUGUUUGGCUGCCUCUGGACGCUGGGCGAGUGGUCGGAGUGUUCGACCGGUUGUGGCGAGGGCACACGGACGCGAUCCGUCUCUUGCCCAAGCGGCAACAUCGAGGACUGUCCCAAGCCGAUGCCCGAGACCGUGUCCCUCUGCUUCGCGACGCAGAACUGUAGCUGGGUUCUCAGUUCCUGGACGCAGUGCAACGCAACGUGUGGGGCUGGGGUCGAAGAGCUUCAGUGGACCUGUCCCACGGGCAGUGAAUCUGACUGUGGUGCAUUGCCAUCGACACACCGGAAUUGCUACGCCACAUCCGGCUGUAUGUGGCUGGCAUCGAACUGGACCACAUGCAGCAGCCAGUGCGGCUACGGCACGCGAGAGAGAACAGUGACGUGCUCCGGCUCGUCCGAGGAAGACUGUGGUCGAGCACGACCCGAUGCGACGGAGGUCUGCCACGAGACUGCGGCGUGCAGCUGGGUGGAGGGAGAGUGGAGUUCCUGCUCUUCCAUGUGUGGCCAGGGUUUCCGUACCCGGAAUGUAUCCUGUUCUUCAGGUAUCCUUGCGGAUUGCGACUCCCUGCAGCCGGCGAUCCUGGAGUCGUGCUACAAUAUAUCCGGCUGUCAAUGGUCCGUCUCAUCGUGGUCAGCUUGCUCAAGUUCUUGUGGUACCGGCUAUGUCAACCGAACAGUCGCCUGCGAGAGUGGUGCAAAGGCGGAUUGCUCAGAGCCCGAGCCCACGAGCUCAGAGGCCUGCCAAGACUCCUCAGGCUGCGGAAACUGGACGGCUUCAGAUUGGUCGACGUGCAAUGUAUCUUGCGGCACAGGCUUUCAGGAGCGUACUGUGACUUGUGUUGCCGGCAUCUGCCCGGGUGAUGGCCCAGCUCAUGUGCAAAGCUGCGUGAAUACUACCGGAUGCUUUUGGCAACCUGGUGAGUGGAGCAACUGCAGCACAAGCUGUGGCAGUGGUGUUCGAAGCCGGACAUUGUAUUGCCCGACAGGAUCAGCCCAGGACUGCGGCGAAUCGCCCGCCAGCUACGAGGCUUGCCUCGACACCAGCGGAUGUGUGUGGCAGGUCGGCGACUGGUCUUCCUGCGACGGUGACGGAUGCGGUCAGCGUGUGCGGGCCGUUUACUGCCAAAGCGGCCAAGACGAGGACUGCCAGACGUCUCGACCCAGCAACAUCUCGACAUGCGACCUCGAGGUUUGCCUGGCACCAGCCGCGGAAUCAGCCAGCUUUGACGUUGUGCUUGAAGUCAACAACGAGACCAAUGCCAGCGCGCUGGCAGGUUCGCUGCAGCAGGCCGUGGCUGAUUCAUUGCAGGUGCCAGUUGAGGCAGUCUCGGUGGAGCCUGUUCUGAACGGCAGAAGGUUGGCGAGCUUGCAGACGCUUCAGUUCAUCGUUCAGGUCCGGGAUGUCUCUCGCGGCCUCGCCGAGUUCCUCUCCUCUGAGACGAGCUUGCAAGCGGUGGCCGUGGACGUCGCACAGGAGCUGACUGAGACCGGCAUUCCUGCAGGUGUGCAAUUGGUGGCACGAGAGCCUACGACAUCUGCAGCGCCUCCGUGGACGACGGCCCCACCACACAGCACCACCGAGCCUCCAACAACUACGUCCGCAGCUGCCGAGGUCACCAGCUCUGCCCAGAGCACCAGAGCUUCGACAUCCCAGGGGCCUGGUGCGAGCUCGAACCUCACCGGGAUGCCUGGGCUGAUCAAGGAAGACGAGGUUUCUCCGACUCUCACAGCUGGGUUGGAUAACCCUGAGGGAUCUCCCCUACUUGCUGUGGGACUUGGCGCAGUCGCUGUUCUGUUCCUGACUUUCGGGUACCUGCUCUGGCACGGCCGGCGCAGGCAGAAAAUCGUUCCGGAAGGAGCGAAGGGAGCUUGGACGGACGGGCGACGGUUUCAGUAUCCGUGGGACAGCAUGGCCGAUGGCUUGGCCCAGCUGAUCUGGUCUCCGCCGGAUGCAAGAGGGAAGAAGACAAAGCUCGAGGAGGAUCAAGCGGCACCUCCGACGCCAACAGACUUUUACCGCCGCUCCGUGGUGGGCCAGUCGCCCGACGCCGUGCAGUCGGCGGCGAAUUCGUUGUCGGGUUCGCUUGGCUCCGAAGCUGGGCAGGUUGUAGCUGCUGCGGCGUCACAGGUGCGAGCUACCUCCACUGUGACGGCUGCAGCAGCACAGAUGCGAGUGUGCGAGGUGCAGGCCAGUGGGGGCAGCGAAGAUGGCAGCACGAGGCCAUCGAGCGGCAACUCGCAGCCGAAGCCUCCCCAAAGCGCCGAGCAGUCAGCUCUUGCGCUGCCGUUGCCCCGGUCGCCGAUGCGCCGGAUGGACUGGCCGGAAGCGAAUCCGGCGGCUUCGAACACCGCGCUUCGCUCCACUGCCUCUCCGAGCAGGCACGACAGCGCGGCAAAGUGGGAGUUGAUGCCUCCAAGCACGACACCUCCCGCUGCAUCUCCUCCGAGAGCAAAGGUGGCGGCUGUUCGAGUUCUCCGGAAAGCUCCAGAUGCCUCAGCGAGAGCGCACAUGUCGCCACCAGCCUUGCCAACCCUGCCGCCCACCGCGGUGAGGAUAGCCAGCCGCAAGGGCGGCUCCUCAGCUCAG